UUUUGGUCUUUUUAUAUACACAUAAUAAAUAAAUAGAUAUAACAUACACAAGUGAUACAGGAUGAGCACAAUAACAUUAAGUCAAGAAGAUCAAAGAAAGAUAAAUUCUAUCCGAAGAAAAGAUAAAAUGUGGAUAUAUAAAAAUCCAAAAGGUUUAUUGUUACUAGAAAAUGAAUUAAAUGAAAAGAAAAAGCAAAGGUUUGCUAGACACAGAGCUUGUCUUGUAUUAUCAAAGUCUACAUCCAAAACGAUAGAUCAUCUCGAGAAAUCAAUAGUCAAAGAAGAGAUGAAUUCAAAAAAUAGACCCAAAUUACAUCAUAUACUGGAGCCAAAGAGUUUAAAUAUUCCCGUCGUAAAGAAUGACCGAAAAAAAGAAUUUAGCAAUGAUGAAAAAAUCGAAACUAAAAGUUAUAAAGAGAAGCAACAAUUGCGAGCUUUAGAUAAUUCAAAGCAAGACAAAUCUGCAGACCUGUCAUCAUCUAAGCAAGCAUACGAUAAAAGCUCUACUACUGUUGAACAUAAUUUUUUAAUUGAAGCAAAACAAAAGCUAUUAUCAGCACAAAAGAGAAUAGAUACAACGAGUAGCGUAAAGAAGGCGAGUAUGGAGUUGCCAGUAAAGAAGAAAGGUCUUGUUGUAAGUUCUUCAGUUGUAUCCGUUUUCGAAGUCCCCUCAACAAAUAAUAAAGAUAAAAAACUAUUAGUAAAUGAAAUUAAAUCACCCAUUGUGAGCAAAUCUGCUAGCUUAAUAUCUUCAAAAUCAAUAGACUCAAAUUGUUCUUUAAAACAAACAGAGUAUAUUGAUGUACGAUCGCCUGCUUCUACUGCAAGUUCUACUGCAUUAGUAACUCCAUAUACUCCCACAACAAAAAAUAAUGUCUCUUAUUUUUCGCUACCUUCUCAUCAUGAAAAAUAUCAAUCUGAUUUCAAUGAUAAAGUCUUUCAGCAAGAAGUAAACCAGUCUAUCAUCAUUAAUACAGUUGAUAAAGACCAGGAUACUGCUAAAAAUGAUGCCUCUAUUAACAUGUAUCUUCCACAGUUAUCACCUGAAAUCUCUUUUUGUAAUGAUGAUACUAUUAUGUCAGAUCUAUCUGAAUCAGAAGAUCAUGAUACAAUCCAACAAAAGCAGGUAACAUCUUCUUUCAGGGAGAACAACAAAAAACGAUCCCAUCUCAAGAAACAGGUCUCCUUUUCAGAUCAAAUGCUAACAUAUAUUCCAGAACAACAAUAUGAUAAUCAUUCUCUGUCCUCCUGUAGCAGUUCUUCCUCAUCUGCUUCUUCUGUCGAUACUCCAGCGGCGUCUACAAGUGAAUCUACUAUUCUUCCUGUUCCAAUCAUGCAUGAUACAGAAGUAAGCUCAAAUCGUCUUUUAAAUUUUUCUCAUACUAUUCGCAAUGAGUUAUCGAAUACCAAAGAAGCACUUAUUGCAGAAGGGAAAGUAAAUGUAACAUCUUCUCGAAAUAAAUUUGUCCCUGUCGCCAUUAGAAGCGCUAGUAACAAGCUAUUAUCAAAAACUGACGGGAAUACUAAACAGAAUUCAAUUGUAAAUACAACUCCUCAGCGGUUAUCAAACAGAUUAUUAAAUAUCUUUCAGUCAAAAGCCUCAAAUAAUGCUGUAACUCAUACUUCAUAUGUAGCAAGUAAUAAGCAGUCUACAAAAUUGCACGAGUGUUAUCAACAAGCACCACCAGCACAGGAAUUAAUACAUCUUACAAAAACUAGACCAAGAAAGCCUCCAAGUUUAAGAAAACCCACUUAUCCAGCAGCAACAGCUCAACCUAAUUGGAGAAUAAAAGCUACUAACAAAAAGUACGAAUUUGUUCGAACAGUACAAUCCUAAUUUUCUUGCAAAUUAAUAAUAAAACUGCAUCAAAAUUAUUUUAUUAUAUACAAAUUCAUUUAGUUUUUUUCAGUCCUUUUUUUAAUCUCUGUUAGUUGCCUCAUUUGUAGCAUCACUCUCUGUUGUCUUAGGGGGCAUAGGAACAUCACUGAAAUCAUCUUGUUUAACUGCUAAAAGAGAAUAUGCAUCUACAUAAAAAUAAAAGGAAUUAUUAUUGCUAUCAUACUUAAAUAAAGGUGAGGAGUAGAGGGAGAAGAAGAAGAAAUAAAAAAUGGCUAAAUAAGACUUACAAACACCUCCAGUAAAUGUUAAGAGACCGGCUAAAGUAAGCAUGUUACGAACGGCAAAUGGCUUACGUGUUCUCUGCAAAGCAGGUGUAAAACCAUAUCCUUUUGUUGUUGAAUAAAGUUUUUCUCGACUGGGCUGAUGCUCCAUUAUAAUGUAGUUUAUUUAA
Cokeromyces recurvatus is the source of this 2291-nucleotide messenger RNA. RefSeq lists its product as uncharacterized. The record is from RefSeq and is a predicted model, not a curated record. The transcript is spliced from 7 exons. NCBI's taxonomy places the organism in Eukaryota, Fungi, Mucoromycota, Mucoromycetes, Mucorales, Mucoraceae. The coding region runs from base 62 to 1837 and encodes 591 amino acids.